AUGCUCGAAGUUCUCAGUCGCACUGACCUCGGAUACGUCUGGUACCCUUCGCUCAAGGAGUCUGACACAACGCUGAAGUUAAAUACCACGUGGGAUGACGCACGACUACACGCGAGUGAAGUCUCGCAGGCGAUGAAGGGAUUCCUCCAUGCUACAGCAUGGCUAUCAAAGCCGGAGAACUGGGAACGACCAGCGAGGGAAUGCAGGUUUGAGAUUACAGAUGUGGGACCAGUGAAGUGCUACCGUCGAUAG
Messenger RNA from Penicillium samsonianum, 252 nucleotides. RefSeq names its product Nonribosomal peptide synthetases (NRPS). The record is from RefSeq and is a predicted model, not a curated record. The transcript has a single exon. NCBI's taxonomy places the organism in Eukaryota, Fungi, Ascomycota, Eurotiomycetes, Eurotiales, Aspergillaceae. The coding region runs from base 1 to 252 and encodes 83 amino acids.